Molecule: messenger RNA, 909 nt
Organism: Dichotomopilus funicola
Lineage: Eukaryota; Fungi; Ascomycota; Sordariomycetes; Sordariales; Chaetomiaceae
Product: tetrapyrrole biosynthesis, uroporphyrinogen III synthase
Exons: 2
Coding region: 1-909 (302 amino acids)
Biological process (GO): uroporphyrinogen III biosynthetic process
Cellular component (GO): cytosol
Molecular function (GO): uroporphyrinogen-III synthase activity
Source: RefSeq, a predicted model, not a curated record
AUGACACAGGAGCAGAAGACACCCGUCCUCCUGCUCAAGACAAAAUCUGUUCCAGGCGAUGCCUAUGAGGAACUCUUUACUUCCCCUCCCGAUGGUGCCGCUUACGAUGUGUCCUUCGUUCCCGUGCUGAAGCACCAGUUCGAAGAGGCCGGUCUAGCCAAAGUACGCGAAGCGCUUGAAACUGGGUCCAUAAACGGCAACAACGGUAGUCCAUACGGCGGUCUCAUUUUUACGUCUCAGCGCGCUGUUGAAGCCUUUGCUAAGCUCGCCGAGGAGAGGAGAGGUAAUGAUGUGAAGGCGAGUUGGCCGUCGCUUGAGGGCAUCCCUUUUUACAGCGUUGGCCCAGCGACUACGCGCGCCCUGAAGGCGAUCCCCGUCGUGCCGCCCUUGCAGGUGUUUGGCGAGCAUACAGGAUCUGGGGAUAAGCUGGCGCCUUUCAUCCUCGAGCACCAUGGGGAAUGGUAUAAAGACCGGGAGUCCGGCAAACCCCCGCCCCCACUACUCUUUCUCGUUGGCGAGAAGCGCCGGGACGUGAUCCCCAAGGUGCUAACCGCUGCCGGAUGGGGUGUAGACGAGGUGGUGGUUUAUGGUAUGGGGGAGUUGGAGUCGUUCCAAGACGACAUCACGCGGCGACUAGCGGACAACGCCGACCGGCCAAGGACGUGGGUGGUUGUGUUCUCGCCGAACGGCUGCGACAGUAUGCUGCGUGCUAUGGGACUACUUGACGAGAGCACGGGUAAGGCUAGGCCAAAGCCACCCAGCCCGAGUGUACUGGUGGCUACGAUUGGACCGACGACCCGCGAUCACCUGGUUAAUGUGUACGGAUAUGAACCUGAAGUCUGCGCGGAGAAGCCCACGCCGGAGGGUGUCUGGCAGGGCAUCUCCCGUUACGAACAAGGCCAGGCCUGA